ACGCUACUGGCCCAAUUACGAACAAAUCAAACAAGUUUACUAACAUCUUUUCCAGUGGUAUCGCCGCUGAUAAAACUCCCCAGCCCCCAGGCGGUGGGUGGUGUGUGGCUUAGCCGCUGUUACAUAUGCCAUACAAUUCGAGUUGCAGUCGUUUUAUGAGGCAAAAGUCAAAAUUGUGAAAAUGAGCCUGACCAUCAGGUCUUAUUGCCCAGCUUUAUCUUCAUCUUCACAGCGCCCAAACAGUCUAUUCGACUCCCCGAUUAAAUGGCCAUAUCCUCCUCAUGUAAAAACUUCGUACUUGAAACUUUAUAGGGGUCAAUUUGAUGUAGGGAGGGGAGUGAAACACUUGUCGGUGAGUGGCGGCACUGAGAGGAAGAGGAUGGCUAGCACGGCGGCGUCUUCUUCAAUGCACGUAUCUCCCUGGGAUGAUAAACCUUACCAGGUGCUACCUGGUGGGGAAAUAGCUUACUACGACGAGCGGGACGUGGUGUCGUUUCUCGAUCCACCCAAACAACUUAUUCCUUUAGAUCCAUCUUCUUACAACCCCGCUACUUAUCUCUGGAAAAAGAUUGAUGACAUCCCAGAGGAAAGGAGACAUCGUUUGCUGGCAUUGCUUAAUCCCAGACUUAUUUCAAGAGCUUGGGAGGUAGCAGGCACAAGAUAUGAUAAUUCAAACUUGGCAAAGAAAAGUUCAUCUAACUUGUUUGGCGAUGAAACAGGUGUGAAGUUGCUUGAAUUUUGGCACUGCAGAACGAAUGGAGGGCCCUUGGCUGUAGCCUGGAUUAAUUACUUCAAGAAGGCUUUAUUUUGCUGCAAGGAUGGCCAAACUUUUGGAAGAGUUAUUGAUGCAACAGUUCUGAAUGGAUUAUCGCGUUCAUUUGCUCCAUUAUACUUCAAAGUGAAAGAGGUGACUGAAGUGAUGGCAACAGAGCAGCCAUGUGAUGUGGCAUAUGAAUUUGGAAGUGGAGAUUUUGAUUUCCAGGAAUACCCUCAAGGAUUCCCAAAACCAGGAAAACAUCCAUGGCCGUUUAAUGAUGAGGUUGUGAUAUAUGUAAGAAACGUUGGGCCUGGUGUUAUGGUGGGACAAGUAUGGCAAGAAGGACAAGAUUUGAAACAAGUGCCUAAGAAACUAUGUAGUGAGAUUUUAAUGGUCAAAGAUUAUGAUGCACAAUUAGAUAAAAGUUGGUGA
Molecule: messenger RNA, 1189 nt
Organism: Lactuca virosa
Lineage: Eukaryota; Viridiplantae; Streptophyta; Magnoliopsida; Asterales; Asteraceae
Source: the annotation of a GenBank genome assembly